GUUAAACAGCUUAAUUAUCUCACUUUCUGUAGAGUUAUAACAAAUGUCAAACAUUUUUCUAUCAUCAGGUUUUUAAACAUACUAAUUUUAUUUUAAACACAACUGUAUACAAUGUGUUUUGUAUUUAUUUUUAAAGACAAAUCAAAUAAAAAGAAACAAACAAUCAUAAAGACAAAAUAAAAGCAACACCAGAGACAUUAAGAAAUAUGAGCCAAUUUGUCUUCCUAAACUUAAUGCAUAGUCUUAAUCUUAUAGUCUCAAAUUACCGUACUACUGAAAAAACAAACCAAAAAUAGGAAUUGGAGAUUGGAACAGUUUUUCUUCCCCCAAAAUAAGGAAUAUCAGACAUAAGGACAAUAAUAACAAAGGUAAAACAUUCCCAGAAUAUGACCACAAAUUGAAGAUAACAAGCAAAUGGUACAUAAAAAAGCAAAUAUUUGUAACACACAAAGAAAAUACAUUAGUAAAUAAACAUUUACGGAGAAAUCUAAAAUGCCAACAAAAGACCACAAUAUCCUAUUAAAAACCCACACGCAGAAAUUUCUUUCACAAGUGCCUUUAGUAAAUUUAAAGGCAGGAUCUUUCAUUGUUUCCUUCUGUAAAGCAAUUAUACAUAUUUGAGAAAGGGGGCCAAUGUCUGAACCAGACAUUAACCACCAUCACCUUUAAGCCCACACCAUUUUAAAGUUGGAGAUAUUACUGGUUAGUGGGCUCCCGUAGAACUACAAACCAUAAAUAUGUGUAAUUUACUCAAAGUCCAGCAGAGGUCGCUGUCUUUCUCUUCAUUCUGUUGCAUGCAGCCUCCAGCUGUUUCUCAACCUCCCCUUGAAAACAUAAUCAGGUGAAGUCAUAAAAGUUAAAUCCUAAUUAUGCUUAUUUUGUUUUAGAACUCAUUGUGGGGCAUAAUUAUUAACUAAACAAGGAGGAUUUAAUGACUAUGGUAAUAACAUGUUAUUAGCAGACAUCAGAUUCGGUUUGUAAUAACAAUAAUAAUCGAUCUUGUUGAGGAAGUUUUGCAUUUUGUUCAUUUUACAUUAAAAAUCUACCGCAGCAUCGCCUCACGACUUAUUUUUCUCUCCCAUCAUGCUGUGCGGCUUGAGGGCUUCGUGUGCGCGCGCUGUCUGUGGUGCUGAAGCUGCGCGUGCCAUCCACAAGAGCAUCCGUCCGCGAGAUCAGAACGAGGAAUUCUGUUUUCGACGGUUGCAACAUUUGGGAAUUUCAGGAUGUUUACUCCUGCUUCUUUUAGCGCUUUUUCGCGUUUUUGAAGCAUUUAAAGUGACAAACACAGCAGACGCGUCUGGAGCCCUUUCCCGUCACUUCGGUGCCGCCUGCCUGCCCCGCAGAUACCGCAUCCUUUAUGCACAGCACGCUGCUCCGGUCCUCCCCGACGAAACACACCGAGCACAAUGGCCCGCUCCAGCUGCGUUCACUGAGGGAUAUGGAAGCCAAACAGCACCCGAUAAAAAGCCUCAAGAGCUUCCCGGAGACCGGCGGUCGUAGCCUGGUAGCGGCCGCCGGAGGAGGAGGAAGUGGUGGAGGAGGUGGAGGAGGAGGAGGAGGAGGAGACGGCGGAUACCGAGCCGGCUCGGCCGAAAUGGAGAUGGAGCUGAAGAUCCAGAAAGCCAUCGACUUCAAGGCGGAGGGUCACCGCUGCUACAAGGAGAAGAAAUUCCGGGAGGCGAUCGGCAAGUACCACCGUGCCCUGCUCCAGCUCAAAGGGGUUCAUUUGGUGGACGGGACGACGGGCUCCGAAGUCAACCUGCUGAGUCAAGCCGCGGCCAAGCUGACCGAGGAGCAACGGAGAGCCGUGGAGAUCACCGAGAUCGAGUGCUACGACAGCCUGACAGCAUGUCUGUUGCAAUCUGAGUUGGUAAACUACGAGAGAGUGAAGGAGUACUGUCUGAAAGUGCUGAGCCAUCAGAGGGACCACUUUAAGGCCAUGUACCGAGCCGGCAUCGCCUUCUAUCACCUGGGAGAUUAUGAAUGCGCGUUACGCUACCUGCGCGAUGCUAAGAACCGCGAACCUACAGACACCAACGUGCUUAGAUACAUCCAGCUGACAGAGAUGAAGAUGAGUAAGAACGGACAGCGGGAUCGAGAGAGCGGCAAGGAGACCCAGGGCUAAUCUAUUCCAACCUUCUGACCCUGUGUUCCCUUUGACCCUUUUCGCAUUCCUACUCUGACCCCUCCUCUUUCCUCCUCUCCUGACAGCAGCACAGACAGAACAGACCCAAUCACCCAGCUGGUGGUGACACACAAACAGGGCACAUAUCAAGCACUGGUCUGCUACUUUCUCCUCUUUGCUACUUUUGGUUUCUCCCUCAGGGGCUUUGGUUUUCCUCCCUAGACACAAUCAGCAGCCUAACAUGAAGAAAAUCAACAAAAAUCAAACAAAAGACGAAACUAUAUUAUAAUCAUAGAAACUGUCCUAGUGCUGGAGUUAAAAAGGAGCUUCAAAAACCUGCAUAUGAACCACGGACAUUCGGUUGAUUUAGGAAAUGUUAUCCCUUUUUUCUCUCUGCCUUCUUUCUCCAAACUCUUGAGGAGAAUUUUGGGAUUGGGAAGCUGGACCACACUGGCAGGAGGGCAGGGGUGUGUGUGCAUGUGGGCGGAGACCGUUUGAAGCAUAAGGGAUGGGUGUGUGUGACACAUAUCAUGACUGCAGCCCAUUGUGAUUGUACAUCCUAAAUGAACAGGGCUCACGUCUGGCCCUUACACAGACUAUAGACAGACCAGCAGGAGAAUCUUCAUCCAGAAGAGAAAAGAAACUGCCUCUGUACUAAAUCUGUCAUUACUCUGUCCAACUUCUCUGCCAUGCAUCUCAGUUUCUAGACUGUUUUUUUUUUCAAUUUAAGGGCUAAUUCAAGCGUUUGUAACUCUUCAUUAGGGGUUUCAGUUUGCUGUCAUGCUCAGUAGUAUGUGAGGUGUUUGUUUGCAGCAAAGAGGCAAAAUUCACAAGCGGUUCUUGUCAUCAUCCUGUAUGCUAUUGUGGCGAGAAAAAAAAAGUCUACGUGUCUUGAAUCUGUCGUCUGAAGCCGCUCCCGGAUCGUGUGUUGUGUUCAUGUUGCUGGGAACAUCCAGGCCCCUCGUCUUCCUCCCAAUGACCCCCCCAGUUCACCUGUUAAUGAUGUCACAACGGAAAAUAGCCAAUGAUUUUGGGAGGUCCACCAAACCUCCGUUGGCUCGUUGGACUCACACUUUUCCUAAUGGUCCAACCUUUUACCGCUAAUGCUGAAACUUCCCAGUCAUUGCUGAGACACUGAGGAGACUCUGGGCAGUGUCAGUGCAGGGAAAACAUUCUCUCACCCUCAUAUCGGUCCAAACCACAACCCUAAAGCACUCUGCUUCAAACCAGAGAGCCAUUUGAGAUUUCUCUUGCUUUCAGUUUACUGUGUGCUGAUAGACAAACACGGCUGUAAGGGCACGCAGUUUAGCAUCAGAUACUACUGACAGUGUAGUUUUUGCAUAUCCAUUACCGGCUGUCAAAACUCCGCUGCUGCUUCUGUUGUGACUCGUGAAGCUUAAUCAUUGAAAAUGCAAAUCUUGUAUUUUUUUCUGAUAGCUUUUCUGCAGGUUUAGAUCUUUCUGAGUUUUUCUGCAAAGGGUUGGAAUGAUCAUAGGUGAAAGCAUGACCUUAAUUACCCAUCGACUCCAAUUUAAUGAAACCCAGUUUUUCCUUAUUCCUUUUGUGCAAGCCCACGUUCUGCAUGUAAAGUGUGGCUCCUGAGGGUAAUUUCAGAAGUUUCUGAUGGAGAAUUUAUUGGCUCUAUUGCUUACUGUCAUGGCAUGCUGCCACUCAAAUGUUUGCUCAUGCAAUCUGUUUAGCUCUUCUCUAAACUAAGAAGGUGGUGACUGAUCACAACAGUAGAAGAGGUAUACAAUAUCUCUGCAUUGUAUUUGCUAAUUUACAAAGGUGGGAGAUUAUUUUAUUUUCGAAACCUGGAGUUAGAGGAGAAAAUCAGAUGCUGGGACAGAGUUUAAUUUAUUGGCCUAGUAUAAGGGAGAAAAGGACCUACAGUAAGUGUGUCAGUGGCACUCUGGAGAGACGACACCAUGAGUUGAGGAGACCAGCAUGAUACAUGGAGGCUCCAGGGGAAGGAGAAGUAGGCCAUCAUCAGCUCAAGAUAAGCAGCUGCACCCCUUAGAAAACAUGCAGGGAGGUUUGAAACUUAAUGUAUCAUUUAAAAUUGCAUGACCAAAAAUAAGUGGGUACAUGACAAUUUUCACAAAACUGAUCUGCAGCUAAAGUAUCUCAGCCUCUGCUGAGCAGGAAACAUCUUUAAAGAGCCUGACUGCUGGAUAAAGAUUUGUUUUCAACCAUGAGACCUUUUUCAGAUGUUCAAUUAAUAGAAAAACUGAGCUGUUUUCCUUGUCAGAAACAAGUAUUCAUACCCCUUGAGCUUUCUCACGUUUUUUUUUUUUGCAUUACAACCACAAAGUUUAAUGUGUUUUAGUAGCACUUUAUGUGAUA
This is a messenger RNA of Girardinichthys multiradiatus, 4471 nucleotides long. RefSeq names its product tetratricopeptide repeat domain 9B (gene ttc9b). The record is from RefSeq and is a predicted model, not a curated record. The transcript is spliced from 3 exons. Gene Ontology annotation, molecular function: protein binding. NCBI's taxonomy places the organism in Eukaryota, Metazoa, Chordata, Actinopteri, Cyprinodontiformes, Goodeidae. Bases 1358 to 2125 code for a protein of 255 amino acids.